CGCAAGGGGAACAAAGAUGGCUAUGGAUCUAUCGGCCAUUUUCUAAAGUGAGACAGAAUAAAGUGUUUUUUGCGAAUUUUGCGGUUUUUUCGUGAUAAUUCGGCGAUUUCCUUAUUGGAACAGUAACCCAAGAUGUUUGAUCCCAACGUCAUAACGACCACAACGCAACAGACCCAAAUCCAGUACCAACAACAGCCGCCGGAAAAAGACAAAAACGGCCAGGAGCAAAAGCAAGAUUUCGCCCCUUUCUGUUACGCCAACGUCAACAUGAUCCAGAAAAUCGCACCCCAAACUCAACAUUCCACCAUCAACAUGUCGCAGUUAACUGAUGACAAAUGCUACAUUACUCAACCAGCUUUCAGCUAUAACUAUACUCUUGUUAAUCAAAAUCUGCUAACCCAAAACGCUAUAUCAAACAUUACUUUUAAAUGUGACGUUUGCGGACUGAUGUUUGCUCAUAUAAAUCUUCUAAACCACCACAAAAAAGUAAACCACGGACAGACUGAUCAGCAACAGGCCCAGCAACAACAAAUCACUGUCCAACUGAUGCCUACUCAAGUUCAACAAGCUCAACAACCGACACAAAUUCAAAUAGUAUCUGCAGAUCGGAUAAGGUUUUCGUGCGAAGAAUGCGGAAUGACAUUUGCCACUCAGGGCGAAUUGAAAACGCACAAGAUACAAAAUCACCAGCAGGCGCAGCAGCAACAGCAAGUCCAAACUCAGGCGCAACAACAACAAACUGUGCAGCAAGUUAAUACUCUGAAAAUUAAGAAUUGUGAGACUUGUGGUGCUCCUUUGCCACAAGAUACUAACAAGAAACGGGCUGUUAUGAAAGUCAAGUGUGAAAACUGUCUCAGUGCAGAAGCAAUACAGCCUCAAAUAUUUGUAGUGGCCGCUUCACCUGAUGAGGCUACACAAGUGAAAUUUGAAGAAACGGGAACGGAUGCUCAAAACCCUUCAGGUCUUGGCACACAAAAUUCAAUCCCAAUCGGUAUUAAAAACAAUCAUCCAGUUAAAAAACGAGGAGUCGCUAGUGUUACAAAAUGUACCAAAUGCAACGGAAGCGGUAUUAUAUUUAUUGGAGGCACGAAAAAUCAGCAGAACAGUGCCGAUAAACCAUUUCAUUGUAAUAUUUGCAAUGGCUCUUUUAGCAGAUACUCAUCAUUGUGGUCGCACAAAAGAUUGCAUUCCGGAGAGAAAAACUUCAAGUGCAAUAUUUGCGGUUUGGCAUUCGCCAAAGCAGCCUACCUAAAGAAUCACUCUCGGAUACACACUGGAGAAAAACCUUAUCGGUGUGGUGUAUGCGGUAUGCAAUUUUCACAGUCGCCUCACUUGAAAAAUCACGAACGGAUACAUUCGGGCGAGCGGCCAUACGUUUGUGAAGUUUGCGACAAAUCGUUUGCCAGACAUUCAACCUUGUGGAAUCACAGGAGGAUCCAUACAGGCGAAAAACCAUACAGGUGUGACAUUUGCAGUUCGUGUUUCAAUCAGGCGACACAUUUGAAGAACCAUCAGAAAGUGCACUCUGGAGAAAAACCAUUCAAAUGUGAUAUUUGUACUGUAGGAUUUUCAGACAGAUUUGCCCUAAAAAGACACAGGAAUAUCCACGAAAAAUACGGUAGGACGAAACCGAUGACUCAGGGUCAGGCUGAGGGUGUAUCUUUAGAUGUGUCAGCAGAUGCCAUUGCUCAGGAUGAUGUAGAACAGGAAGAAUUAUUAGAGGCAAAGUUUGAAGGAAAAUAUGAAGAGGUUGACGAUGAUAUGGGCGAGGAAAUGGAGGAGAUUGCAGAGCUACAGGUCCAAUUGCAAUAAAAUUAUGCUUCCUUUUAAAUAAAUAUAAUUCUAGGUAUCAAUAAUUAGUAUUUAUGAUUGUGACCAGAAAUUUUUUCAGUUUUAAACAUUUUAGCCAAAUUUUUAUAGUAAUUACAAGAUUCCUUGUUUUUGUUAAUAAUAAUCAUCAGGAACAUUGUUUCAAAUGUCUUGUCUUAUUAGAAUUAUUUUUAUUUCAUAUUAGUAACAUUUUUGUUUACCAGAAUUGUUUUCAGUUAGAAUUAAUAUUUUUUUUGUAUAUAUGACGUUUCAUUGAUAUGCCCUAGGAAAUCGAUUUAAUGAU
Molecule: messenger RNA, 2113 nt
Organism: Ceutorhynchus assimilis (cabbage seed weevil)
Lineage: Eukaryota; Metazoa; Arthropoda; Insecta; Coleoptera; Curculionidae
Source: the annotation of a GenBank genome assembly